AUGGGGGAGGCUGCAUAUUUGCGGCUGCUGCGGGCGCCGCCGGCGCGGUGGGGGGACGCCUGCGGUCCUUCGACGCGGGCGCACGAGUGGGUGGAGCUGCUGCACAGGUAUACUCUGGCAAUACCAGCGCCGCAAGGCGGCGCCAGCAGCAACGCCAGCAACGGCGGCGGCGGCGGCGGCGGCGGCAGCGGGGGCGGCGCGUCGGGCGGCUCAACGGCUCCAGGCGCGCCCGGCAGCUGCGGGGGCGUGGUGUACUUUUGUUGCCUCAGCUACGGCAACUUGCUGUGCCUGGCAAACGACCCGAUCAAGGCGCCGGAUGAGGAGGGGUCCGAAGAGUUGGUGAUGGCGCCGAACGCCGCGGUCGUGCCGGUGCUGGCGGGUGGCCUGCCGGCGGCGCUGGUGGUCGCAGUGCGCGAGAUCGCGGCUGGGGACGAGAUCGUCAUCGACUACGGCCGCGCGUACUGGCGCGCGUGGCGCAUGCUGCGGCGCAAUACAGACCUAGCGGCGGCGCGGGGUGGCGCGCGGGCGGGCGGCUGA
This is a messenger RNA of Monoraphidium neglectum, 537 nucleotides long. RefSeq lists its product as hypothetical. The record is from RefSeq and is a predicted model, not a curated record. The transcript is spliced from 2 exons. The coding region runs from base 1 to 537 and encodes 178 amino acids. NCBI's taxonomy places the organism in Eukaryota, Viridiplantae, Chlorophyta, Chlorophyceae, Sphaeropleales, Selenastraceae.